AUGUCUGAAGCCGGAGCAUUGCCCACUCAACCGUCGCCAUUCAUCUCGAUUGAAGGUGUCCCCAAUGUUCGCGACAUUGGAGGCCAUGCAUGUCAUCCUCCCGCGACAGUGUUGUCCCUACGACAGAAUGCCGAAACCAAAAUUGAAGAAUGGUGCAUUCGGCCAGGUCUCCUCUUCCGUGCCGCACAACCGUCUCAAAUCACCCCGCCAGGAGUGGAGACGCUGACACAAGAACUUCACAUCCAAGCAAUCUUCGACUUGCGCUCCAAGCAGGAGAUCGACCUCCUUGUUGCCCGAUCUCCCAACUCCCUUCUUGACAUCCCAGGGACAACUCGCUACGCGACCCCGGUCUUUCGAUUCAAGGACUUCUCUCCCGGUGCACUGGCAAAGCGAUAUGGGGUGCCUGGAACGGAAGUUCCACCAAGAGAAGUCAUCAUAGGAGGCUUUGUUCAAGCUUACGAAGAAAUUGCACGCAGCGCAGCGGAAACAGACAGCUUUCGCACGAUCAUGCUGCACAUUUUGCAGAAUCCCGAUGCUCCGAUCCUGUUUCACUGCACAGCGGGCAAGGAUCGGACUGGUGUAUUUGCUGCAUUGCUUCUCAAGCUUUGUGGAGUGGCAGAUGAUAUUAUUGUGGCUGAUUAUGCGCUUACAACAGAGGGACUAGGAGCAUGGGGGCAGUAUUUGAUUCAGCGGAUCUUGGACAAAGGAGAGGUUUCGACUCGGGAACAGGCUAAAAUUCUCAUGGGUAGUCCUCCUGACUGUAUGAGCAGGUUUUUGAACGAGGUCGUAGCGGUUAAAUUUGGAGGAGCGCGGAAAUACUUUGUCGGGCUCUGUGGGUUGAAGGAGAGUGAACUUGAUCAGAUCAUUGCCAUGCUCACCGUUCCGAAAACAUCUGAUGAAUAA
Messenger RNA from Penicillium odoratum, 903 nucleotides. RefSeq names its product tyrosine-protein phosphatase. The transcript has a single exon. The record is from RefSeq and is a predicted model, not a curated record. NCBI's taxonomy places the organism in Eukaryota, Fungi, Ascomycota, Eurotiomycetes, Eurotiales, Aspergillaceae. Gene Ontology annotation, molecular function: phosphoprotein phosphatase activity. Gene Ontology annotation, biological process: dephosphorylation. Bases 1 to 903 code for a protein of 300 amino acids.